AACUCGCAAUGCUGGCUCUGCUCUGGUUCGGGCUGGCCGGGAGUUUUCUCUCUGCUCUGCUGGCCCUCCGUUUGCUGGAGCCUCCUCCGCCUGGAGCCUCUUCUCUAAGCCUGGCGGGUGUCUUCCAGGAUCUCCUCCGAUAUGGGAAGACCAAGAGCGGCUGUGGGCUUCGCCCUGCCCGGCUCCAGACCUUCGACGUCCCCAAGAGAUGGUUCUAUCACUUCUAUGUUAUAUCUGUAAUCUGGAAUGGUUUCCUGCUCCUGUUGCUUCUGCAAAGCCUGCUAGCAUCGUGGCCCUUCCCCAUUUGGCUUCAGGAACUGCUCAGCAUUCUUGAUGGAGUAUUACAUUACCAAGAUGGAGGCAUGCUUGCUUCUGCGAAUGGUGGUGAAUCCCUGUCUGCUUUCCUGGUAUGCCUUUUUGUCUGGUUAAAUAGCUGUAGGCGAUUACGCGAGUGUCUUCAUAUCAGCGUAUUCUCUGGAGGUGUCAUUCAUAUCGUACAGUACUGCUUUGGACUCUGUUACUAUGUUCUGGUGGGCUUAACAGUUUUAUGUCAAGUGCCAGCCAAUGUCCGGGAAGGCAAAGAUCCACAACUAGCAGUCCAUUGGUAUCAUGCUGUAGGACUCUUGAUGUUCAUUUGGGCCUCUUUUCAUCAACAUAGAUGCCAUGUGAUUCUAGCUAAUCUUAGAAAAAAUAAAUCAGGAAAAGUUGUGAACUUGGACCACAGCAUUCCAUUUGGCGAUUGGUUUGAAAUGGUCUCUUGUCCUCAUUACUUUGCUGAACUCUUGAUAUACAUCUCAAUGGCCAUCAUCUUUGGAUGUACAAAUUUAACUUGGUGGUUGGUAGUGAUGUAUGUCUUCUUUAACCAGGCAGUGAGUGCUGUUUUGUGUCAUGAAUACUACCAGAGCAACUUUAAACAUUAUCCCAAGUAUAGGAAAGCAUACAUACCCUUCCUCCUUUAGCCUGCUCAUUUGGGAUAAUUUGAAAUUCCCAUCCAAAAGAACAUGGAAAGAGGUUUUCUAUGGACAAUGGUUUAUAUAUCAUUUGGGAUCUUUGUGUGAAAUCAGAUUUUUGCAGAUGGAUAUGAAAUGCCUAAUUCUUUUUUUAAUAGGCAGUCCUGUUCUAUACAUGAAAGCAAGAAAUAGUAAUAGCAUUAAGGAGAAGCACAACACAUUCCUAAUGCAUGUUUUUUCAGGAACAGUUUCCAAUGCAUUGGGUAGAGUACUUCUACAAAACAAAAGUAUAUAUGAGACUAUUGGCAUUAACUGCAUCUCACAUACACCUCUUUGACAGAAAGUAAUGCUAACCAAAGUGGGACUUAUUUUUGCAUAAACUGUGCUCUUAAUCAAUACAUUCUGGAGGAAGUAAGAUUACUAUUUUGUUGGAAUUCUAAAGCCAUUUUUUCUAUGUAUAGCCCCAUUAAAAGGGAAUUAUUUGCAUAGCUAGAAUGAACAAAACGUAAUAUAUGAAUGGAUUGAAUUCACAUAUUUUUAGACUCUAGUUUGCGCAGGACACAGAUAAAAAUGAAAUCUCUGUAUCUUCAGUCUGAUUCACACAAGAAUGUGCUUGACUUCAGUAAUGAAAUUACAGAAAAUGUAAUGGACAGUUUCAUGUAUGAAUGAGGUGUGCUGAAAUCAACUUGGUUUUGAGGGAGAAUGAAAGCAA
Molecule: messenger RNA, 1662 nt
Organism: Sceloporus undulatus (fence lizard)
Lineage: Eukaryota; Metazoa; Chordata; Lepidosauria; Squamata; Phrynosomatidae
Gene: SRD5A3
Product: steroid 5 alpha-reductase 3
Exons: 5
Coding region: 9-959 (316 amino acids)
Biological process (GO): polyprenol catabolic process; dolichol-linked oligosaccharide biosynthetic process
Cellular component (GO): endoplasmic reticulum
Molecular function (GO): 3-oxo-5-alpha-steroid 4-dehydrogenase activity
Source: RefSeq, a predicted model, not a curated record